UAUUUGGUCGAUUCUGGCUUUCCGUGAGCAGUGAAGCUGUGAUGAGAUAAAUAAGGGAGGUUAUAAAUAAAGCCCAGCUAAGGCCAGCUCAGCUCAGUUCAGCCCAGCCUGACUGAGAGACACAGGGACAGAAUGGCGUCUACUAGCCGUGCAGAUGCUCUCCCCAGGGUGCAAUGCCCCAAUCACCCCGAGGCUAUACUGGUGGAGGACUACAGAGCAGGGGAUAUGAUCUGUCCAGAAUGUGGCCUGGUAGUAGGUGAUCGCGUUAUUGAUGUGGGUUCCGAGUGGAGGACGUUCACAAAUGAAAAAGCCACUAAAGACCCGUCCCGUGUGGGAGACGCGCAGAAUCCUCUGCUGAAUGGAGGAGAUCUCACUACCAUGAUCAGCAAGGGAACGGGAGCAGCAAGUUUUGACGAGUUUGGCAACUCCAAGUACCAGAACCGUAGAACCAUGAGCAGCUCUGACAGAGCCAUGCUAAAUGCCUUCAAAGAGAUCAGCACCAUGGCUGACCGCAUCAACCUGCCCAGAAACAUUGUAGAUCGUACAAAUAACUUAUUUAAGCAGGUUUAUGAGCAGAAGAGCCUUAAGGGUAGGAGUAAUGAUGCGAUCGCCUCGGCCUGCCUCUACAUCGCCUGCAGACAGGAGGGCGUGCCCAGAACUUUUAAAGAGAUCUGUGCCGUGUCCCGUAUUUCGAAGAAGGAGAUUGGUCGAUGCUUUAAGCUGAUUCUGAAGGCCCUGGAGACGAGUGUGGACCUGAUCACCACGGGAGACUUCAUGUCCCGCUUCUGCUCCAACCUGGGGCUGCCCAAACAGGUUCAGAUGGCCGCCACCUACAUCGCCCGUAAGGCGGUGGAGCUGGACCUGGUGCCGGGCCGCAGCCCCAUCUCUGUGGCAGCAGCCGCCAUUUACAUGGCCUCUCAGGCCUCGGCCGAGAAGAAGACGCAGAAAGAAAUCGGAGAUAUCGCAGGAGUGGCCGACGUGACUAUCCGCCAAUCUUACCGUCUGAUCUACCCGCGAGCUGCUGACCUCUUCCCUCCCGACUUCAAAUUCGACACACCAGUGGACAAACUGCCUCAGCUGUGAAAUACACACACACACAUCUACACAUACACAUACACAUGCGCGCACACACACACACACAUCUACACUUACUGCUCUUUAUUCUAGGAUGUUGUUUUUGUUGUUGUUGGAUUGAGAAGGUUUGAGGUGAUGUUCAGCCUUUCAGGAGGCGCAGGGCAGGGAUUGAACGCAGCACAGCGGACACAUUCCAAGGUUUAACACAGAUUAAAACCUGUACUUAACCCAAAUCCAUUCGAGUGUAUAUAUAUUGUAUAUAUGUCCAAGUGAGGAUUUAAUUUGUGGUUGCAUUUAUGCGGAUUUCAUACUGUAAUCAUUUUCUUUUGUAGGAAAUGAGUGAGUUAUUUUGUUAGCGUGUUUGCAUUCUAUUAAGUAAUUUAAACAAUAAAUGCUUUUUAAAAAAGCAUGUUGGAAAUCUCGUGAAUUAAAACAACAAAUUAAAUAAAUGUGUGAUUGAAGCAUUUGAAUAAGUUGAUGAUGUAACUGUACCACGAGAAUGGCAUUUAAACUUCUUUAUUUCCUCUCUGAA
This is a messenger RNA of Astyanax mexicanus (Mexican tetra), 1606 nucleotides long. RefSeq names its product general transcription factor IIB (gene gtf2b). Gene Ontology annotation, molecular function: TBP-class protein binding; RNA polymerase II general transcription initiation factor activity. Gene Ontology annotation, biological process: transcription preinitiation complex assembly; transcription initiation at RNA polymerase II promoter. Bases 133 to 1083 code for a protein of 316 amino acids. NCBI's taxonomy places the organism in Eukaryota, Metazoa, Chordata, Actinopteri, Characiformes, Acestrorhamphidae. The record is from RefSeq and is a predicted model, not a curated record. Gene Ontology annotation, cellular component: nucleus; transcription preinitiation complex. The transcript is spliced from 7 exons.